This is a messenger RNA of Spirometra erinaceieuropaei, 2316 nucleotides long. The record is from the annotation of a GenBank genome assembly. NCBI's taxonomy places the organism in Eukaryota, Metazoa, Platyhelminthes, Cestoda, Diphyllobothriidea, Diphyllobothriidae.
AUGGCCGACGCUCGCCUGCUGGAGGAGCUCGAAAAGUUCGCUACGCGGCCGGAUAUCCUAAUCAUGGGCGACUUUAACGCGCCCCAUAUUGACUGGAGCUCAACCCAUGCAAAUAGCUCAGAACAGACCUUCGAUAGGAGUUUUCUGAACACGGCAUUGAAGCUAUUUCUCACUCAACACGUCAUGUUACCAACUAGAGUACGCGAAGGCCAACAAGCCAACUGCCUUGAUCUUGUCCUUACGAAGUCACAGGACAGCAUUGAUGAGGUGUCAUGCCUACCCCCCUUAGGUAAAAGUGACCACGUCGUUCUUCUAUGGGAUUACUCGCUUUUUUCCAUGCCCAAGAAACCCGGGACAGUUAGAAGAAACCUUUGGCGCGGGGAUUUCGGCCAAAUGGGGGCUGAAAUUUCACGCAUUGAGUGGGAGUCCAUAUUUGUUGGGAGCAUACUCGAAGACUGGCAACGGUUCCGAGAAAUUCUGCACGAGCUGAUCGUAAACCACUGUCCGCUUUCACGGAAGAGGUUAACUAACAGACCUCGAUGGCUUACGCAAGCCUUGAAGAAUGAAGUGAAUAAAAAACGACGGCUGUGGAAAAAAUCGCUUUCUGACAGGAGCCCCACAUCUAUACGCGCGUACAAAAUUCAAAGAAAUCGAGUCAAGGGUCUUAUUCUCAAAACUCGAAAGGAAUUCGAACGGGAUCUGCUUAACCGUGCCGCGGAGAACCCUAAAUUAUUCUACGGUUACAUUAGGCAGUGCACGCGGAACAAGGACCCAAUACCCCUGCUAAGGACUGCUGAAGGCGAGCAUCUCACUGACGACAGGGCGAAAGCUGAUCACCUUUCAGCAUUUUUUCGGUCUGUUUUUAGUAGCGAAACAGGAUUCAACCCUUCGGCCCUUCAAUCCUUCGAAGACACCCCAAUUAUAGAGACCGUCCAGUUCACUGAGGGUAUGGUUCUGACGGAGUUGCUGAGGCUAAAGGAAUCCAAAUCACCAGGUCCCGAUGAGAUUCCGGCGAAGAUUUUGAAGGAACUCGCCCGUGAGUUGUCUAAGCCACUCUCCCUGCUUUUCCAUACAUCCUUCGAGACCGGAUAUCUGCCACCCGACUGGAAGUCGGCGUGGAUUACGCCGCUGCACAAGGGCGGAAGUCGGGUCUCUGCGAAUAAUUACAGACCGGUCAGCCUCACCUCCAUUUGCUGUAAGAUUAUGGAGAAGAUAAUAAAGCAACAACUAAUGCAGUUCCUUGAACAAAAACAUUUGCUUUCCGGUUCUCAGCAUGGAUUCCGAAAAGGCAGAUCCUGUGUGACAAACCUGCUCUACUGUCUGGAACACUGGACUAGGGCUGUUGAUAGAGGAGAUAUGGUGCAUGCCAUCUAUAUCGACUUUAAAAAGGCCUUCGAUAGUGUGCCUCACCACCGCCUUCUAUACAAACUUAGCCGUGCAGGAGUGCGGGGUAAGCUUCUGAUGUGGAUUCGGAGCUUUUUAAUCGGCCGCUCUCAAGCCGUCCACGUCGGUGACCAACAAUCUGCCGAGGUUGCCGUUAAGAGUGGUGUUCCCCAAGGCUCCGUUCUUGGCCCUACGCUGUUCCUCGUAUACGUCAAUGACUGCGCAAACGAACUGAAUUGCGAUGUUGCAAUGUUUGCCGAUGACAUAAAGAUUUGGAGUACCAUACGAAGCGAAGUUGACGAGGCGCGACUGCAGACAAGUCUGGACCACCUCGAGCAAUGGUCGAAAGACUGGUUUCUACCGUUCAACGUAAACAAGUGUACUUUCCUACGCGUCGGCAGAACCAGUUCUCCUAACCACACGGUCUACCGUCUGACUGGCAAACGACUGCAAGAAGUCGACGCCCAGAAGGACUUGGGUGUAUGGAUCACAACCUCGCUUAAGCCUUCGCUGCAAUGUUCAAAGGCGGCCAAGUCGGCGAUGUCCAUGCUAUACCCUGUCAAACGGACGUUCUCCUCCUUUGAUGAAGACUGCUUCGCCAAGGUCUUUCAAACUUUUGUGCGACCGCAUCUGGAGUUUGCUAUCCAAGCAUGGCGACCCUGGACCGCUAAAGACUUGGGCAUACUCGAAAAAGUUCAACGGCGAGCAACAAAACUUGUAUCUGGGCAGUGGUCACUACCCUACGAAACGCGAUUAGCUAAUCUUGACCUCUUUCCUUUGAGUUACAGACAGCUACGUGGGGACCUGAUACAAGCUUUCCGCAUCGUGCGCAAUCAGGGCUGCUGCCUCGCGUUUGGAGACUUCUUCGAGUUGGCGACUACGACUAACCUGAGAGGCCAUCCACUCAAACUGCGUGUGGCUGCGCCCGGCUAG